This is a messenger RNA of Asparagus officinalis (garden asparagus), 1584 nucleotides long. Its product is annotated as laccase-14-like. The record is from RefSeq and is a predicted model, not a curated record. Bases 1 to 1584 code for a protein of 527 amino acids. The transcript is spliced from 7 exons. Gene Ontology annotation, molecular function: copper ion binding; oxidoreductase activity. Lineage: Eukaryota; Viridiplantae; Streptophyta; Magnoliopsida; Asparagales; Asparagaceae.
AUGUCUUCCGUUGGGCUCUUGAAGCUUGUGGUGUUGCAAUGGCUUGUCUCUAGGCUUUCUUUGGGAGGAACACAUUACUAUGAUUUUGUCGUAAGUACUUUGUCUGAUCGUGUGUACAUACAUGCAUCUGUGGAGACAGCUAAGUACACUAGAUUGUGCAGUACAAAGCAGAUAUUGACUGUGAACAGGCAAUUCCCCGGACCAACAUUAUAUGCAAGGAGGGGAGAUACAAUGGUGGUCAAAGUCUGCAAUCUAGCAGCAUACAACGUAACAAUCCACUGGCAUGGAGUGAAAAUGCCAAGAAAUCCAUGGUCAGAUGGGCCAGCGUACAUAACGCAGUGCCCUAUCAAGCCAGGGGGAAGCUUUACCUACAUAAUCGAUCUCUCUGAUGAAGAAGGGACUGUAUGGUGGCAUGCACAUACUGAUUGGAUCAGAGCAACUGUUCAUGGUGCCAUUGUGGUCUAUCCCAAGCUUGGCGACUGUUACCCCUUCCCAAAACCUCACAAAGAAUUUAUAGUCAUACUUGGGGAAUGGUGGAAGAAAGACGUUACGGAAAUGUAUAAUGAAACCAGAGGAGGAUUAGAGCCAGAACCAUCUGAUGCCUACACUAUCAAUGGCCAGCCUGGUGACUUGUAUCCCUGCUCAAAGACAGAGACGUUCACCAUGCAAUUAGAAGAAGGAAACAUCUACCUCCUCCGAACGAUCAACGCCGGCCUCACCAAUGCCAUGUUCGUCUCCAUCGCCGGGCACGAGAUCACGAUGGUCGGAUCCGACGGAAGCUACAUCAAACCCAUAACCACACAGUACUUCAUGAUCAGCCCGGGCGAGACAAUGGACCUCCUCAUUCAGGCCGACCAGAACCCCAACUCACUCUACUACUUGGCUUCGAGAGCCCUAAACUACGAAGACCCGAAACACUUCGAUACGACAACCGCAACAGCAAUUAUAACUUAUCGGACGGACAUCCCUCAGUUGAUCGGCCGGCGAUUUCUCAUAGCCGUUGCGUUGAACAAGAUUCAUGAUAAAUUUGCUGCGAGCUUGAAUAACAUAAGCUUUAAUCCUAGCACGUCCAUUGACAUACUUGAGGCUUAUUAUUACAGGGUGACGUCCGCUUUCGGGGUGAAUUUUCCAGAUGAGCCCCCUUAUUAUUACAAUUUUACAGCCGACGUGCAGCCAAAGGAUGUUUUGGUGCCGAUGGUGGGGAGGGAAGUGCAAUUUUUGGAGUUUGGGGUUGGGGUUGAAAUUGUUUUUCAAGGGACGUCGGUGGUUAUGCCGGAGGACCAUCCCAUGCAUUUGCAUGGAUUUAGCUUUUAUGUUGUUGGAUGGGGGUUUGGUAAUUUUGAUAAGGAGAGGGACCCUUUUGCAUAUAAUCUUGUGGAUCCUCCUUUCAAGAACACGAUUUCGGUUCCGAAGAAUGGCUGGGUUGCUGUCAGGUUUCGGGCCAAUAAUCCGGGUGUAUGGUACUUGCAUUGCCACGUGGAAUCCCAUCUCGUUUGGGGGAUGAGCACGGUGUUGAUAGUGAAGGAUGGUCCGACGCCUGAUUCUCAAAUGCUACGUCCACCUCGAUAUAUGCCUCCGUGUUAA